GUUUUUCCAGGAAGCGUCGCACCGAUAACAGGUCUGUCGCGGUAUGCCGACAGAUACGGAAUGCUAAAGACAGACAUUUGUCCGGUUACGAGAGACCGGCAUACGGUACAGAAACUCGCCGUCUUGCUUCAACUUGGAAGAAACCAGAAUGAAGGCCCUGAUCGAAAACGGAAUCCUGUAUUCGCCUUACCCGAAAUGCGACAUUCCCUACUGCUCCGUUUACACGGCUGUCAAAGAGUGCCUUCAGGAAUCUCCGGAUAAAAUCGCCUUGAUCGACAGCUGCAGGAGUCUGACUCGAGCCGAGUUCUUCGUGAUGAUGAAACGCUACGCGGCGGGAUUCCAAGCCCGUGGCGUCAAACUUGGAGAUCGAGUCUGCGUGCACCUGAGCAACAGCGUGGAAAACCUGGUCGCCAUGUUCGGCCUGGUGUUCGCGGGGGCAACGCUCGUCCUGGCCAAACCGUCGCUCACUGAGAGGGAGCUUUACUAUCAAAUGAACGACAGUGACGCAUCUCACAUACUUACUGACCCUCAAAAUGCUCCAAAAGCUCUUAAACUUCCCUCAACCUUGAAACUAAAGCGAAUGUUCCUGAUGGGCGAAGCACCCGAAUUCGAGUCCGUGCACGGUUUCUCCGGGCUGGACGAGAACAGCUACGAAGAAGUGGAGGUACCUGAUCCGAAGAACACCAUCGUAGUCCUCAGCUACACAUCCGGCACUACGGGGCUCCCCAAGGGCGUCGAGGUCUCGCAUUACGGCUUCGUCGCCCAUCUGCACACGUCCAAGAACUGCCUGAGCAGCGAAGACACAGACGUCCUCCUGGCCUGGAACCCCAUCACUCACGCGUCGGGUUUUCUCUUCACCAUGAUGGCAGCCUGCACGGGAUCCACCUGCGUGGUUACCAGUCCCGCCUUGUCCUUCGAAAAAUUCGUCGAUCUGGUCAACGAGCACAACGUGACGACGAUAGCCAGCUUUCCUGGCCGACUCCAGUAUGUCGUAAACGAGAUGAAGCGCAGCGGAGUUCGACUUGACUCUAUCCGCAAGAUCAACGUCGGCGGCAGCGUGGUGAGCGAGGCACUGGCCAGUGGGAUCCGCUCCGUCUUCGGGAACCUGCGCUGUCUGCGGAACCUGUACGCCAUGUCCGAGUCCUGCGGGAUCGUAUGUUCCCCGGCGCCGAACGAGAUCAACGUCGGACACCUCGGCUACCCCGCUCCCAUGGUGGAACUCAAGUUUUUAGAUAUUGACACCGGAGUGAAGGUGGGCCCGCACACGCCUGCGGAGCUUUACUUCAGAAUUCCGAGCUGCAUGAGAGGCUACUAUGGCAGGCCUGAGGAAACCGCUCAAUUCAUGGACGCCGACGGCUGGUGCCGCUCGGGAGACGUGGCCUACUACGACGAAGAGGGGAAGGUGUACUUCGUGGAACGUUUGAAGGAGAUGAUCCGAUGCAUGGACAACCAGGUUGUUCCAGGCGAGAUCGAGGACCUACUCAUGAAGCACCACGACGGCAUCCGGGAGGUGGCCGUCGUGGGGCUACCGCACCAGGAGUACGGCGAAGCGGCUGCCGCCUUCGUGGUCCUCAAGAACUCCCACAACGAGCGGAAGAAAGAUAUCGAAGAGGAACUCAAGAGCAUCGUUGCGGGUUCUUGCGCAGUGCACAAGCAUCUCUAUGGCGGAGUCCACUUCGUCGACUCGCUCCCCAAGACCGAGACGGGGAAAGUGCAGAAGAAGGCGCUGCUUCCGCAGCAUCGAAAUGGCUGAUGGCAGUGUUCCGCUGGAUCGCUGCGGCUGCGCUAACAAUGAGCCUUUAUAGCUUUCUUGAGAAACUCUUUGAUUGCUUGUUGUUUCCGGUGCUUUUCUUUCGAAUAAACAAAUGAUGCAAA
Molecule: messenger RNA, 1875 nt
Organism: Ixodes scapularis (black-legged tick)
Lineage: Eukaryota; Metazoa; Arthropoda; Arachnida; Ixodida; Ixodidae
Product: 4-coumarate--CoA ligase 1
Exons: 9
Coding region: 149-1753 (534 amino acids)
Molecular function (GO): CoA-ligase activity
Source: RefSeq, a predicted model, not a curated record